CUCUCUCUCUCUCUCUCUCUCUCACUCUCUUCUCUUGCUCGUGGUGUCGGCAGCGGCAGAUCUCUUCACACCGGCCGGUGCUGCCGCUUCCGCCAAUUCCACAUAGUAAAAAUAUAUAAUAAUGCAGCUCCUCUUCCUUCCGCGGCGUGGAUUUGGGCUUUUCUUAAUGCUAGCAGCAGCAAUAAUGGUUUCAGCAGCUCAUCAAAGCAGCAGCAGCUCAUCAUCAUCGCAUUGGCUUCCCGCCACAGCCACCUGGUAUGGGAGCCCCGAAGGUGACGGCAGUGACGGCGGCGCAUGUGGGUACGGUUCCUUAGUCGACGUGAAGCCUUUGAGAGCGAGAGUGGGCGCUGUCAGCCCGGUGCUGUUCAACAACGGAGAGGGUUGCGGCGCGUGUUACAAAGUCAAGUGUUUGGACAAAUCCAUUUGCUCCAGGCGAGCCGUCACCAUAAUCGUCACCGACGAGUGCCCUGGUGGCUACUGCUCAGGUGGGCGGACCCACUUCGACCUCAGUGGCGCAGCCUUUGGCCGCAUGGCUAUUGCCGGAGAGCAUGCCCUCCUCAGAAACCGAGGCGAACUCUCCGUUCUAUACCGACGAACACCAUGUAAAUAUCCCGGGAAGCAGGUGGCCUUCCAUGUGAAUGAAGGUUCAACCAACUAUUGGCUCUCACUCCUGGUUGAGUUUGAGGAUGGAGAUGGAGACGUCGGAGCAAUGCAUAUAAGACAAGCAAGCUCUAGUGAGUGGGUAGCGAUGAGGCAUGUCUGGGGAGCAAGUUGGUGCAUCGAAGGAGGAGGACCUUUGAGAGGGCCAUUCUCAGUCAAGAUAACCACACUAUCAACUGCAAGAAGCCUCACCGCCCGGGAUGUCAUUCCAAGCAACUGGUCUCCCAAAGCCACUUACACCUCUCGCCUCAAUUUCUAACCUAUUAGCUACUUCUGUUAAAGGGCAAAGGGAUCCAUCCCCCCAUGUCGACGACGCCAAAGGAGAAAUUGUCAUCGUCUCCUCUUUGUUUGUUAUAUUUUGUUUUUGGUUUUUGGUUUUUUUUUUUAAAGAAAACAGCCGUUGGGGGAUCGCAGUAUAUUAAUUAGCUUCUUCCAAUGUUGGCUCUUUCUUUGAAUUGUAGCGUGGUCGUUGUAUUGUAUUGUAUUUAUAGCCCUCUCCAAAAACGGAGAGAGAGCGCGUGCCAUCGAAUGCAACGUGUACCUAUGUUUUUCUUUUUGAUUAAUUUUAGUUUCACUCCUCAGGCUUUUAAUUUUGAAAA
Messenger RNA from Fragaria vesca subsp. vesca, 1259 nucleotides. Its product is annotated as expansin-B3-like. The coding region runs from base 122 to 919 and encodes 265 amino acids. The transcript is spliced from 3 exons. The record is from RefSeq and is a predicted model, not a curated record. Gene Ontology annotation, biological process: sexual reproduction. Gene Ontology annotation, cellular component: extracellular region; plasmodesma. NCBI's taxonomy places the organism in Eukaryota, Viridiplantae, Streptophyta, Magnoliopsida, Rosales, Rosaceae.